Messenger RNA from Drosophila teissieri, 991 nucleotides. RefSeq lists its product as uncharacterized. Gene Ontology annotation, biological process: tRNA wobble uridine modification. Bases 170 to 925 code for a protein of 251 amino acids. Lineage: Eukaryota; Metazoa; Arthropoda; Insecta; Diptera; Drosophilidae. The record is from RefSeq and is a predicted model, not a curated record. The transcript has 2 exons. Gene Ontology annotation, cellular component: elongator holoenzyme complex.
CUGCUGAACAGCUGAUCGGUUUGAAAUUACGGUCAUACUAGCACCUACAACAUGUUUUUCAUGUCAAAUUUGUAUAUUUGUUUCGUAAACUAAACCGAAAAAGUGAAUUCCUUGCAGCCAGUAAAGAUAAAUCGAAGCCCGAAGUCCUCCAAACCCACGGAUCGAAACAAUGGCCACCUCAGUCCUGCUAGCCUGUGGACUCAAUGAGCAGAAAUUGCCAGGAUUUGUCCACAUCAGCGAGGAGUCCAAUGUGGAUGGCAGCUUUCUCAUCAGCUGCAUUUUGGGUCAGAGGUUACGUAUCUCCAACGCUGGAACCCUACUCGUCUGCCUGCAGCAUCACUACCAGCAUUACUUCAAUGCUGGCAUGAGGCUAGGCUAUAAUACGAACAUUUUCCAGGGCAAAACCCUGGGUGUUAUUGACGUUCUGAGCGACAUGGCUGGCGAGGGUUUGGCCUCCAAAUGGCUAAGAAAUACCGAGGGUCAGACAUUAACCGAGCAGCUGGUGGAGGAUAUUCGGGCCCAGGUGGAAAGCAACUAUGCCAGUCGCAAUUCCUAUACGGUUCUGAUCGACAAUCUGUCCAUAUUGUUCAAUUUGGGAGCGAGCAAGCUGCAGGUUCAGCAGUUCUGCCAGGAUCUGGCUGCCCUCGCUAAGGAGCGUGAAAACCUGACGGUGAUCACGAAGCUUAGCAACAGCGACAUUUACCAGCUCACCGAUAACAAUGUGGCCAAGCUCGGACAGGUGCGCAUCCAGGUGUUGCGAUUGAAGAGCGGUGUCUUCCGUGAGGUUGAUGGCAAACUCCUAAUCGAACGCGUUUUGGACGAAGGGAACUAUGCCUGCGAGGAGACGCGCAAGGAGGUGCUCUACAAGGUCAACGAUCGCAACGUCAAGAUCUUUGCACCCGGCGAAAUUGGGGUCAAGGUCUAAAGGAUGCGUAAGCGCAAAUAAUUGUUUGAAUUUUAAUAAAGCCAUUUUUUGUAUAUUUUGAAAAUA